Messenger RNA from Lindgomyces ingoldianus, 771 nucleotides. RefSeq lists its product as uncharacterized. The transcript has a single exon. Bases 375 to 653 code for a protein of 92 amino acids. NCBI's taxonomy places the organism in Eukaryota, Fungi, Ascomycota, Dothideomycetes, Pleosporales, Lindgomycetaceae. The record is from RefSeq and is a predicted model, not a curated record.
CGCUGCAAUUGUGCGCCACCACUGCUCCUGGUUAUAUUGUCUAGCCUGUUCAAGGAAGAUAGAGACUAUCUGAUACUAGUCCGAGCUGUGGUAGUCGCAAUACUGUAGUUGCAAUAUUGGGGCAUUUCGCCGACACCUCCGUCACAAAGCCUUCAGCCGUUACCCGCCCCGCUGCCCGUACUGUAACGACAUCCAAGGACUCUAGACAGUUUCUCGUGCACUCUACUACCGUGCGAUUUUGGAACUCCUAAGGACGCUACGGCCCAAAACCACAUCUCCAAACCACCCACAAUCCACACCACUACCCGGCACUUCUCCUAUCCCCCACUAACCUACCUCUCCACAACCUCCUACCUCUGCGUCUCCUUACAACAAUGGCGCAAAACGCCCCCAAAUCGAAACCGCGCUCCACUGGCUCCUCCUCGUCCACCAAAUCCCGCAAUGCAGGUAAACAAACGCCUCGAAAUCGAGUCUUCAAGCCCAAAAAAGCAUCCCUCAUAACCGCGCAAAAGAUCAAGAAGAAGAAUGCCGCUGGCCUGGUGACACAGACAGAAAAGCUGUUGGCGGAGAGGGCGGGACAUAUGGAGGUUUUGAAGGGUGGGAAGAAGGAUAGGGGGAAGGCGAAGGCGAAGGAAGGGAGGGCGAAGGCGUAGGGUGUUUAAGAAGGAAGGGGCCAAGAGCGAGAAGUUUGUAUUGGAAAUGAAGAGAGGGAAUGAAAAAGAACUUGGUAAGUUUCAGGAGGAAAAAGUAUCGAGAUGAUUUUAUAGCUUG